AUGGACUUGGCCAACACCGAGGCCACUGGGCUUUCCUUCUCACCUUCAGAAUACCGUCUUGUUGACUCUUCUACCGCUUUCAUGCCGUUCUCCCCUGGCGUUUAUCCCCAAGGCAGCGAGCAGUAUCUGUUCUCAGAGCCUCACUUGCCUGCGUCGCCUGGUAUCUCCGGAGCUAUGCAUCAGCAGUCGAAUUCCCGUGCACCCAAUGCCAUCCCCUGGAAUCACCUGGUGGCCACUCAGGGGCGAAUAUCCGGCCUGUCGGACGACAUUCGGGCUGGGAUACCACCAGCAAGUUCCGAGCUCGCUAUCAAUCAUGGCCACAGAAGGGCCCAUUCGACAUUUAGUGGACAGGAAUCUGUCGAAGAUUCGGCUUAUUGGACUGGGCCGAAAACAUACCACGGAGUAGAAUCCGUCACCAGCUCCAGUGAAGGAGUCAUGGAUCGAGGGAGCAAAACUUACCCUACGCAUAAUUUCCCACCUACGGAAGUAGAUAACUAUCGGUCUUCGCACUCGUCAAGCACAAUCACGCCGACCAUGUACAGCGACGUCUCACACCAACCAGAUUUCUCCCUUCCAAACGCUUCCACACAACACGGCACACAGGCCGAGGCUGGCUCGGAAAUCUUGACGCAUUCCAGUGCUGGGCUCUACUGUGUCGACUGUAAAUAUACUGGAAAGACGAGAUCAGACAUGAAGAAACACAACGCACGCCAUGAGAGAAAAUACAAAUGCCGUCAUAGCGCAUGCCCUCGCCGCAAUAAAGGCUUUGCCACGAGCAAUGACCUCGAUCGGCACUUGAAAUCAGUUCACAAUGUGAACAACCGGAAGACCAAGUACUACAAAUGUUUCGCACCUGGUUGCACCAGAGCUUCAAAAUUGUGGCCGAGACAGGACAAUUUCAAGCAACAUCUCGUCAAAAUGCACAAGGGUCAAGACGAGGACGAGCUCAUACGCAAGUCCGAGCAAUGGUAUGCUGACCUCCAGCAACAACACGCAGCCGAAGCGCAACCAGAGGGCGACACACAGUCAAAAACCACUCCAGAUGAGAUGGUUGUCGACAUGACCAACAUCCCCGGGGGACAACAGCUCGCGGUCUACAACUACACCGAGCCAACGCAGACCUAUAGCUCAGGAUCACCUCUUGAGUUCUCUAUGAUGCGUACGCACAGCUUCGAUCCGCAGAAUAUUGACCCGAGGCUUUCUGUCCCAUCGAGACCUUGUGUUCAAAAUCAUGGCCCUCAACGUCGACGGGACUCGACACCAGUGAACCCGGCGGACGUACAUCGCCAACUUCACCUUUCUCAGCGCUUGAGCAGCACGAACCUCGCACCACCUAGGAUAACAGCAACAAGGCCACGAUCCCGGACUGGAUUUAGUCAUCAUCUUCAAGCAUCCACAGUAUCACACCACGUGGAUCUCGACGUCAAAUACAAUCCCAUCCAUGAGGAGCAGUGGGCUGGAGUACAGUCCAAUAUACCAGCCAUGAAGGUGGAUUACAACGUCAAGUACGCCUGGGAGAAUGACCAGAUGAGAACUAUCCGGGGGGCCUAUACCGUGGCAAAUCCCUUCUUGGAAUCAGGUAGGAUGACUGAGGUGCCGUCGCCCCAAGAAGUCCAACCAGCGAUGCUGCACCAACUGAGAGGCGAGCAAGAAGAUAUUGUGAUGAACGUAGGUGGAGGCGCUACCAGCGAGGAUGUGACUCCGAUCUCGCCUCUGUGUCCACAAGUCAAAGUGACUCCGCCGGAAGGCGAAAGCAAACAGAGCACAACUCGUCUCACCAAACGUCUUGUGGAUGAAAUCGCCCAGAUCUUGGGUGAGCAUAAAGCUUUAUCGAACAAGGACGGGCCAAUCCUCUCUGAAGAGGAGCUCCUCGCUCAUUUCAGGUCGAGCCUGCGAUCAUCUGUGAAGAGCGUCGGGAGCUCAGCCCUCAGCCUCACCGCUGGAGACGAAGACUCCGAAACAUCUGCUGUCAAGAAGUGUCCUGCCACGAACCAGACAUAUCACAUAUGUCGGGAAUGCGGCAAGAUUAAAUUGCGAGCCAGCGAGCUGAAGAAGCACAUGCAACGUCACGAGAAGCCUUACGGCUGUACCUUUGACCAUUGUAACAAAACAUUUGGAAGCAAAAAUGACUGGAAACGGCAUGAGCAGGGUCAGCACGAGCAACAGGAAUGCUGGCUCUGUCUCAAAUGUCGAGAAGUCUUCUAUCAUGAUCAACGUCAUUAUGUUGCUCAUAUGAGACAAGCACACUCUAUGGAUCGGAUUGAAAAAACUGAGCACAGUCUGGAGAAUCGGAACAUCGCCCGGAACCAUCAAGGACGGUUCUGGUGCGGGUUCUGCGAUGAGAUCAUUGCACAUGAUUUUCAAGGAGUGCAUGCAAUCACUCAUCGGUUCAAUCAUAUCGCGGAUCAUUUUGUAAAGGAGAAGACGAACAUAAAGUCUUGGAUCGAACUUGGCGAACGAGGCAAGAAGAAGGGCGCUCGCCUCGAAUCCUCUACCGAAUCGGUGCACAACACCUCACCAGAAGCCGAAGAAGACGGAGAGGGCGAGGAGGAAGAGAAAGAAGGAGAAGGAGAAGACACGAUAAUGACGUCCGCCCGCUCCGAAUCCGACAGCCCGCAGUCCUCAUACCUACAGAGUGAAUCGUCGCCUGACAAGCAGACAUAUUUGUCCCAGUCUUCCUCCUCCAAACAUGGAUCACAACAGCGGCAGAAUCUCAAUUUCAAUCAACCGCAGUCGUUUGCGGACCACAUGAUGCUCUUCAGUGGCCCUUCUACUGACAAACUUGAUGGUCAGGGUCAACAGGCUGAUGAUGCAGGUGGACCUUCGAAAAGCCAAGGAUCCAACGCGCCCCAAUACCUCAUUGAAUGUUGCCAGUGCGGCGCCUCUGCAAGCUGGUCACUCGUGGCCGUCGGCGGGAUCAAAGGUGUCCAAGGAAAGAGUAGCAAAAAGCAAGAAACGUUCGGGUUGGUCGACAUAACGUUUGUCAAUGAUGACGAUGAUGACAACGACGACGACGAUGAUGAUGAUGAUGUUAACGACAUGGAUAAAUCUAUGAGAUGCCAUGUUUUGUUGUUCACGACGACGGUAUGA
This is a messenger RNA of Exophiala spinifera, 3090 nucleotides long. RefSeq lists its product as uncharacterized. The coding region runs from base 1 to 3090 and encodes 1029 amino acids. The record is from RefSeq and is a predicted model, not a curated record. NCBI's taxonomy places the organism in Eukaryota, Fungi, Ascomycota, Eurotiomycetes, Chaetothyriales, Herpotrichiellaceae. The transcript has 4 exons.